Molecule: messenger RNA, 954 nt
Organism: Hibiscus syriacus
Lineage: Eukaryota; Viridiplantae; Streptophyta; Magnoliopsida; Malvales; Malvaceae
Product: transcription factor MYB82-like
Exons: 3
Coding region: 88-789 (233 amino acids)
Source: RefSeq, a predicted model, not a curated record
UCGGUGCAUUAAUGAUCGUCUUCUUCCUUUUCGGGCCGAGUGAGUGAGUCAACACGAGAUAGAGAGAUCAGAGGAAGCAAAUUGAGAAUGGAGAAUCGUAAGGAAAAGAAGGCGCACCCCAAAAGAGGUUUAUGGAAACCAGAAGAAGACAUGAUCUUGAAAAACUAUGUAGAGACUUAUGGAGAAGGCAACUGGGCAACUGUGUCUAAGAGAUCAGGGUUGAUGAGGGGAGGGAAAAGUUGUAGACUUCGAUGGAAGAAUUACUUGAGACCAAACAUCAAACGAGGAGGAAUGUCCAAGGAGGAAGAAGACCUUAUUAUCCGAAUGCACAAGCUUCUCGGUAACCGAUGGUCCUUAAUUGCCGGUAGACUUCCCGGUCGGACCGACAACGAGGUGAAGAACUAUUGGAAUACACAUUUGAACAAGAAAACCCUUUUAGGCGAAAAAAGAAAAACCAUCGACUCGAUCACACGACACGAUGACAAUAUCGAGGAUCACGACAGCAAGAAACCGAGGCAAAUAUCGCAUGAUUUGGACGAAAACAAAGAAGCGAACGGAGACGAUAACGUCGGCGUUCGAGACGUCACCGCCGGUGCGUGGAUGGAACGUGUGGUCCGGUGUCUCGACUACGAGACGACGGGAACACCGCUGAUGAUGCACCACAACUACUCAAACCUUGUGUUUGAUGAAGAGCCUUUCGCAUCCUACAUGGACCCCUUUGUUCUGUUUGAAGCAUUUGGGGCGAUCGAUUCCGAUGUGGGAUUGGGAAUCAAAUCAUUCUUGCCUUAAAAGAUACAGUAUUUAACGUGGACCACCACCUGGGCAGACCACUUUGCUACCUUUUUUCCCACGGCUUUAGGCUUUUUACCUUUGGGUGCAUUGCCAGCAUUGCCAGCAUUACGUGCUAGAGUACUAGUGCAUUAUCAAGAUUUUUUUUCUUUUUCUUUUUAGUGA